This is a messenger RNA of Bactrocera dorsalis (oriental fruit fly), 2148 nucleotides long. RefSeq names its product E3 SUMO-protein ligase ZBED1-like. Bases 1 to 1842 code for a protein of 613 amino acids. Gene Ontology annotation, molecular function: protein dimerization activity. Lineage: Eukaryota; Metazoa; Arthropoda; Insecta; Diptera; Tephritidae. The record is from RefSeq and is a predicted model, not a curated record. The transcript has a single exon.
AUGAACGAUCACCUACGACGAAGGCAUCCAUCAUCACAUAGUGUGGAGGAGACUUCUUCGGCGAUAGUCGAACGAGCACCUGCUGUAAGUGACUUAGAUAUGCCAAGCUGUUCUUCAACGCAAAGAGAUGUGAACUUAACAGUGGAAACUAUUGAAAGUGAGAUAAGUAGUGGUUCUUUGGUACCUCCUGUGAACGUAGAAACUACAAGUUCUUCAACAAUACCCAGUAGCAAUGUUUCAGGUGGUGGACCAUUAAAAAGAAAGGCAAUGCAAACAAAAUUAUUUGUUACAAGCACGCGAUCUGAGCUUUCGGAAACUGAAAAGAGAAGUAUAGAUGAGUCUCUUAUUAAAAUGAUUACAAGAGAUAUGCAACCACUCUCUAUUGUUGAAAAUGAAGGAUUUCGAGAAUAUACAAAAAAGCUUCAGCCUUUGUAUUCAAUCCCAGACAGAAAACUUCUUUCCAACACAAUGUUGCCUUCAAAAUAUAACGAGACACGGAAAAAGCUUCAUGCCAUUUUGCUAAAUAUUUCACACCUUUCUAUAACAACAGAUAUGUGGACUACUGACAGCCAGAAGUCUUUUUUGUCUGUAACUAGUCAUUUCAUUUGGGAAAGCAAAAUGAACUCAGCAGUCCUGGCAACUAAAGAAGUGUUCGGCUCACAUACUGCUCAAAAUAUAGCCACAGAAUUAAAAAGCAUUUUUGACGAGUGGUCAAUUUUUAACAAAAUAGUGACGAUAGUGAGUGAUAACGGUGCAAAUAUUAAAAAAGCGAUAAGGGAUAUACUGCAAAAACACCACCACCCAUGUGUCGCUCACACCCUAAAUUUAUGCGUUGUGGAUGCUAUAAAGACUGCUCCUCAGAUUUUAGAGCUUAUAACGAAAUGCAGAGCUAUAGUAACAUAUUUCCAUCAUAGCUCUCAAGCAGCAGAAAAACUUAAAAAUAUGCAAAAGCAAAUGGGAGUAGCUGAACUUAAGAUGAAGCAAGACGUUGCUACUAGAUGGAACUCUGGCCUUAUAAUGAUGGAACGUAUAUGCUUGAUAAAAGAACCGCUCUCUGCUGUACUAACUUCCUUACCAAGUGCACCGAACUUUCUGAAUGCAUCAGAAUGGGAAAGGUUACGUGAUUCCAUCACUGUAUUGAAGCCGAUAGAGCAUAUGACAACAGAACUUUCAGCACAAAACUACCCAACGAUGUCACUAGUGGUGCCUAUAGUCAGAGGACUGCAAUAUGCAAUAAGAUCCCAGCAAAUGAAAACUAUGGAGGGAGAAUGCUUGAAAAGUAGUUUGUUGGAAAUAAUUUCGAGACGACUUGGCCAACUAGAGUCUGACAAGAUGUGUGCCAAAUCGACCUUCUUAGACCCACGGUUUAAAAAGAUUGCCUUUGGAAAUGAAAGUAAUGCUAGUAAUGCUCAAAAAUGGUUGGGAGAAGAGGUAUCAGCAUUCAUACAGCGGAACCAAAGAACUGCUACAGCCCCAGUAAUAGAAUUACCCACGGAUAAAAGUAAAUUAUCUCUUUGGACUCUACUUGACCAAAAAGUAGCGGAAGCAAAAACUAUUUGUCGCAACGCCCCUAGUGUUAAUGCAGAUAUUUCUUUGGAACAAUAUCUUAGACAAGAUUUCGUUGAGAGACAUCAAAACCCUUUAAACUAUUGGGACAGCAAAAAGGCAACUUUUCCAGAACUCUACGAGCUUUCCAAAAAAUAUUUAUGUAUACCUGCUACUUCAGUUCCUUCCGAAAGGGUUUUUUCUAAAGCUGGGCAAAUAAUAAAUGAUAGAAGAAAUAGACUUAAAGGUGAAAAGCUAGAUCAAAUACUAUUUUUAAAUAGCAAUUUUAAUAUAUAAUUAAUAUUUUUUUGCGUUCUUGUGAUAUUUAUAUUUAUAUUUAUUUUAUAUGAUAUUGAAUAUCUUUUCUGUGCUUUACUAUUUUUAUGUUUUAUUAAAAUAUUGAAUUAAAUUAAACCUUUGUAUUGGUUUAAUUAAAAAUGAAUAAAAUUCCAGUACUUUUUUGUUGUUUGAAGAGCACGCCUUUGCUUAGUUAUUGAAUUUGAUUAAAUAAAUGAAUGAAUGAAUGAACGAAAAAAUUCAUUCGAUAGUCAAAAUCAUUCAGUCAUUAACAAUCGAUAGUUGAAAUCACUCGAUAGUUCCCAA